Molecule: messenger RNA, 1096 nt
Organism: Geodia barretti
Lineage: Eukaryota; Metazoa; Porifera; Demospongiae; Tetractinellida; Geodiidae
Source: the annotation of a GenBank genome assembly
AUGGCAUCGCUAGAUGCGCGGGUAUCAAUCAUCCACGCAGCGAAGAUAGCCGGAGAGCUCAACAACUGGAAGGCGCUUACCCCAUUUCUUGGCCUGAGUCCGCCGCAAGAGACGGAGAUCGAGAAAUCGAGCGGCGACUACGGCGAACAGAAGCGCGCGGCCCUGCUAAAAUGGACAGGAGCUACUGACGACAUGAUCCAAGUGGCAACCUACCUCUCUCCUCUCUCGAAAGAAGAUAUCAAGAAGCUGGGAAGAUUACUCGGACUCAGUGACAUGAGAGUUAGGAACAACUACGAUGGAACCUCUGCUAGCACCUACCUGGACUCCAUUCUUACUGCGUGGUUUGGGAAAAUGGAUGACGUCGCUCAAAAAGGAGGACCAAAAUGGAGUGUCUUAGUGAGAGCUCUGAGGCAUACUCUUCUUGGGCAGAAUGGAAUAGCAGAAAAGAUUCGCACUGAGACCCUCUGUUAGAUUUAGUAUAUUAUAUAUAGCUAUAGUUUUUGGUCUUAAAUUUUUAAGCUAUUAGUUUUUUUAUACCUACUAUAAUAUAGCUGCCUCAUUGAUUUUGUAUGAAGCCACUGCAGUUGUUUUAAAUCAACCAACAAGCAUAGUAAAUCUGCUAUAUAGUUCAAGUUUUGAUUGCCCUGAUCAUUUAAUUCCUCCCACCUCUUGUGCACUCAUCGACGUCAACAAUGAUUAUACAUCAACGGAUACAUACAUACAAUGAUAAUGAGGUUAACUAUGUGACUCCAGUGACAUGGCAAUCAUCUUCAAAUCAGCGUUCUCAGUCAGCAGCCUCUCAAUAUGCUCCUGGUAGUUUUCCAAGACUUGUUUGUGAGUAACCAGCUCAUCUUUCGCCUUCUUACACUCGCUCGUGACUUCGUCGAGAUCCUGUGAUCGCUCCGCCAGUAGAAUCUUUGUCUGCGUCAGUUGAGAUAUCAGGUCUUCGUUUUCUGCCUGAACACGUGCCAGUUGUUGACUGUCGUGUAAGAGUUUUCGGAGUUCGUUUGCUCGAGAUUUAGCAGUGGGGCUGUCCAUCGACUCCCUCCGCUGCGGAUGAUGAUGUUGGGAGGUUGAGAGAGGAGGGAGAUGGGGG